This is a messenger RNA of Phytophthora nicotianae INRA-310, 1779 nucleotides long. RefSeq lists its product as hypothetical. NCBI's taxonomy places the organism in Eukaryota, Oomycota, Peronosporomycetes, Peronosporales, Peronosporaceae. The coding region runs from base 562 to 1134 and encodes 190 amino acids. The record is from RefSeq and is a predicted model, not a curated record. The transcript is spliced from 3 exons.
UUCCUUCUAUCCUCAUCAGUUACAAAUAUUAUUGUGGGUUUCAGCUUUUUUUGCCGCCCGUUUUGGGUCUUUAUAUCGGAGGGGCCCGAUUUGCAAACCGGGCAUCCGAUAGGGCUUGGUGCACCUAUCUCGGGGCCUAAAUAGGAGCGUUCAUACAAAAGCAUUGGAAUAAUUGUGCUCAUGAGGGUGGACUCCUCAGCGCACGGCCAAGAACAACCGGGUGGGGGAUAGCGGGAACAAGACGCGAAGAACAAGACAAGUAACAAGCCGGCGAAUUGGAAAGCCCAACGGAGCAGACUAAUAAACGUGCUGUUAAGAGAGACGCUGCGUUGAUGGGCCGUGAAUCUCUCGAGAACAGAUCAUGAGCAGCCUACUGUCCCAGGAAGAAGACCGUGAACUCGCAUACGUGGUUGUCUACAAUGGAGAAGCAGGUAGGUGGACCGUGUUGACGUUGAUUCCUCUAAUGAAUGUUAAUGCAAUGUUGCUUGUUGUGUACUGUAUAGACUCAUGUAAGUGGAUACGAACUCACGGGCGUCCUAUUGCGUCCACGAAUGCAUUAAUAUGAACGGGAGUGUACAGAGUGACCACCGUGUUCCUCACACGCAACACGUGGUGGGCUCUGGCAUCUUGCCCAGUUGCUAUUUCUGGGGUACACUGAGGACAAACAACCGACAGCUACGUUCUCGCUAUAGAACUACGGCCACAAAACCCUAUAAAAGUCUAAUUUUCUUCAGCAUUUGCGUUGUUGGUACGUCGUGCCUCUCGCUCCUCCACUCUGUUACUAUGGAUAACACGCCCAUUGCAGCAUUUAACCAAGGUGUGGAGACAGCGGAUACAGCACCUUGGGCUGUCGAUGCCUUUCGUUCUCCUGGCGACGGACCUCCGCCACUACCGUCAAGGGGAGCUGCAAUCUUGAUCAUACGGGUUGGAGAACCUUUAGGGCGGGCACGUGCCGGAUGGCGAAGUAAUGUCGACUUUGGUAUUGGCGAAGGAUACGCGGUGUUUAAGGAAAAGUGCAUCGCAAGAUAUGAAGCUCUAAUAGCUGGACCAGAGGCACUAAAAAAGCCGCUUGCUCUACCUGAAGAUGUAUCAAGCAAACCAAGAACGAACCUCAAGCAAAGUACGUUGAGUUGACGACAGCAAAUUUUCUGUCUACGCUGCAAUACCGCUGGAAGCUGCUGACCGUUGACUACUUACGACAACUCGGUGAUUUUCGGUUUGAAGCUUUUCUGUAUGUUCAGCGAGCUGCUCAACCAGAGCAAUUUCACCGCGCCACAGCCCGUCGAAUUGAGCAGGCACGCUUGCAGCGAGUGGCUUACGAGACUGCAAAUUCUAUUCAGUUUGGGGAAAUUACAGCGCAGCACCUCGACGUCGUAAAUGCUAGGAGACCGGAGGCCUCUCCGUUUGAGGUUCCUGCUGAUAAUACCACAUAACAGACAAUCGGCAGCGCGAGUUGCUUCAUCUACAGGAGAAUGCUGCACAAGGCGUAGCUCAAACAGCUUUAGUUAAGGUAAGACUGGGUGGCAUGUGGGUGCCUACGGAGGUGGAUAUUUUGUCGCUUCGCCGAGCAAUAGGUUUACCGGAUCACGACGUUUUUUCACGGGGUAUAUACCACUAGUUUACGUCUGCACAACCGACUAACGGCGGGAUGGACGAUGAUGCCCACGCCGAAGACAAACCGAUGUGAUAGCUACAGAUGCAAACCACUUGCAAGCAGAAAACCACAGUACAUUCAACCGAUAUAUCGUUACGUCAUAGAACCACUUGUGCAUUAACUCA